Molecule: messenger RNA, 534 nt
Organism: Pieris macdunnoughi
Lineage: Eukaryota; Metazoa; Arthropoda; Insecta; Lepidoptera; Pieridae
Source: the annotation of a GenBank genome assembly
AUGCAGAGAACUCCUCCUGGUAAGUCAUCGUCUGAGGCGGAUAUAAAUAAGACAUUUUUGGAUGAGGGUGAGAAGAUAAGAAAUUCUAAACGGCUACGUUCUUCUAAUUCACCUCGCCUUGACAGUUCGCUUACGUCCAAUCCUUCCGAAUUAACAUCUUUCAAGCAAGACCUCAUGAACAUGCUUAACUCCUGGAAAGACGAUCAGGACAGAAGACUGACUGUUUGGAAAACGGAACAGGAUGCCACUUUGACCGGGCUUGCCAGGGAUGUACUCUCCCUCAAGGCAGAUAUAGCGGUUCUUCAAAAAUCUUCCCUUGAAAUUGACUCGGGUCUAUCUUUUAUUAAUAAAAUGUACGAAGACGCGAAUGUAAGGGUUGUCGCCUUAGAGACUGCGAAGAAAGAAUAUCAGGACUGCAUUCGCAAGCUUGAAAAGCGAAUAGAUGAUUUUCAACAACAGUCCCGACCUUCAACUUUGGAAAUAAGGAAUGUCCCAACUAGGCAAGAUGAGAAUCCAACUGACCUCUCAGAGUGA